CGGCUGUGGAGGCCCGCGAUCUGUGUGUGUGUGGGUGUGAGUGUAUCUUUCCCCUUCCCUGCGGUGGGUGCAGAGGUGAAGGGUCAUUCAGUAAACGUCUGACAGAUUCAGACUGAGGUCUCCCGACUGCAAGAGCAUGUUCUUUUCACUAUAGGGUGUCGGGAAAUAAGACUGGAAACAGAUUGUGAGCCAAGAACUGAAAACAAGGUGUUGACUCCAAAGCAGGACAUUUUUAAAGACAUGCAAUUAAAGGAAGUAAAAUUCGAAAAACUCACAGGAGAUGUCCCUCAGGGACCUGAGUUUGGAGAAGGCAGUGAAUUUGAAGGCAGGCUAGAGAAACAGUCAAGAUAUACUGAAAUACUGGAGAAACCAAGAAAGACCUUUUCUCAAGAGAACAAUUGUAGGCAAGUAACAGUCAUCCACAAAAUAUCUGCUUUAGGAGUCAAAGCCCAAGAAUAUCAUGAAUUUGAGAAAAGCCUUAGUCCUGACUCCAAACUUGUUCCACAUCCAAGAAUUCCAGUAGGAGAAAAGUCUCAUCAGGGUGAUACAUGUGGCCAAAGCUUCAAACAGAAUUCAGAUUUAAUUAAGCAUCAGAAAAUCCAUGCAUCGAAGAAACUUUUAAAAAGUAAUGAAUAUGGAAAGUCACUCAAAAAGAGCUCAGUUCUUGAAUAUCAGAAAUCUAAUGCUGUGUGGAAACCUUAUGAAUGUAUAGAAUGUGGGAAAACUUUUAGCCGAAGUGCAACUCUCCUGGAACAUCACAGCAUUCAUACAGGAGAGAAGCCUUAUGAGUGUAGUCAGUGUGGGAAAGCUUUCAGUCAUAGCUCUACUCUGAUUCAGCAUCAGAGAAUUCACACUGGAGAGAAACCUUAUGAAUGUAAUGAAUGUGGAAAAGCCUUUAGUCGGAGUUCAAACCUUAUUGAACAUCAUAAAACUCAUACCAAAGAAAAACCUUAUGAAUGUAUAGAAUGUGGUAAAACCUUCAGCCGGAGCUCAAAUCUUAUAGAUCAUCAGAGAAUUCACACUGGAGAGAAGCCACAUGAAUGUCAUGAUUGUGGGAAAGUUUUUAGUCAUAGCUCAACAUUGAUUCAACACCAGAGAAUUCACACUGGAGAGAAACCCUAUAAAUGUAAUGAAUGUGGGAAAGCCUUCAGCCGGAGCUCAUCCCUCAUUGAGCAUCAGAGAAUUCAUACUGGAGAAAAACCUUAUGUGUGUAAUACAUGUGGGAAAGCCUUUAACCAGCGGUCAGGACUUCUUCAACAUCAGAGAAUUCAUACUAGAAAAUAACCCUGUGAAUGUAAUGACUGUGAUAGCUUUAGUCAGACUUGUAGUUUGGUAAAUUCACCUGUAAAUUCACAUGGGGUUACAACUACAUAAAAAUUGUAAAUUACUUGAGGAUAGAACCUGUCUAUCUAAGGCAUCUUGCCCAUUUAUAGAAGCAC
Molecule: messenger RNA, 1439 nt
Organism: Trichosurus vulpecula (common brushtail)
Lineage: Eukaryota; Metazoa; Chordata; Mammalia; Diprotodontia; Phalangeridae
Product: zinc finger protein 239-like
Exons: 3
Coding region: 241-1284 (347 amino acids)
Biological process (GO): regulation of DNA-templated transcription
Molecular function (GO): DNA-binding transcription factor activity, RNA polymerase II-specific; RNA polymerase II cis-regulatory region sequence-specific DNA binding
Source: RefSeq, a predicted model, not a curated record